AUGACCAAGAACCAAUUGGAGGUAAACAAUGAGUAUUCCGCCGCGGUUGCCCGAUCAAACACUGGACCCACGACCCCGAGCUCAGGUAUGUCCGUAGUCAGCGACAUGUCAGAUAACGAGAUGCCCGUGGAUACGAACGACGUGGUCAUCCUCGACGACGAGCUCCGCACCUUGAUCAUCGUUACAGGGAUCUGGGUGGCAUUCCGGGAGGGUUGGUCGCACAACUUCAACUACGCAGACCCUGUUGCUGCACCCAACGGCAAGGGUCUCGUAUCUCCAACCUCGUCGGCAAAGUAUAGCUCGUCCACCACCACCAAGAUUGAGAACGAGAGAGCGUUUGAUCGCGACGAGCUCGGCCCGGUGAAGGAUUUGCCAAAUGGCAAGCGAUGCAUGUCAAUCUCUAGCAUGAAGCGCGCGAGUACGACGGGACUUGCUGAAGGAAGCAAAGCAGCUGGAAGUUUGUCCAAACGGUCCAACUCAACUGGAGCCGCAUUUAUGGAUCGCGCCAAACGACGGAGCGCCUCAGCGGCCAGCAAUCGACUCAACCGCCACAGCAUGUUCACCGGCACUGGCGAGAAUAGACGUGAUAUUGUGGUCUCUCGCCCUCCAUCCUUGCGACAGAACUCUAUCGAAUCCGAGAGUUCACCCCAACGCCCUGAUCGAGUCAAUACCAAACCUAAAGCCAACCCAGGUUCCGAUAUUCCCAAGCUGACCCUCCAAUCCGAUGCUGGCCCAGAGUUCACCCUGGAUGGUGCAUCUGACGUGCCCUCCAAGGACUCCGAAGCUAGCAAGAGCAAACGUCGACACCGACUCAGCGCUCUCUUCACGAUCUUUCACCGAAGACAUUGA
Molecule: messenger RNA, 849 nt
Organism: Penicillium subrubescens
Lineage: Eukaryota; Fungi; Ascomycota; Eurotiomycetes; Eurotiales; Aspergillaceae
Exons: 1
Coding region: 1-849 (282 amino acids)
Source: RefSeq, a predicted model, not a curated record